AUGCCCAAGAGAAAAAUUCCAUUGGAAGACCUAGACGUUGUCCAUAGUGAGCUACAUCGUGCUAGUCCUGAUAAUAAUGAUGAUGACGAUGAUGAUUAUGAGGAUGAUGAACCUCAACCGAGUUCAAAGAGAAGACAACUACAAAAAAGGCGAUCAAACGAGCAAAAUACACAAGAUGACAUAGACUAUCUAGAAGGAAGUAACAAUAGCAGCAGCAAUAACAAUAAUAAUGUACUUGGAUUACAUACUGAGGGAGAUAAGGCACAUGAUGUGAAUUAUGUUGUCAAAUUAAUAUUAACCAAGGAUGCUAGAGGCCAAAAUUUCCAAAAGCAGCACAUCAACCAAUAUCUCACCAACAAGAGGUUUAAGUCUGAUUUGUUAUUGGAUGAUGCGAUUGCUAUAUUGGAGAAUGUUUAUGGUUUAACUUUGGUUGAUGCUCCAACAAUUAAACAAGAAAAGAAAUUUCAGGCCGAUUUGAGUAAAAAACAAGCCAAGGAUGAAACGCGGAUUGAUGCAAAUGAUGGUAAUGGUAAAAAUGUUAAAAAGCAACCACCAAAGAAUAGAUUUUUCCUAACUAGCAAUCUACUGAAGCCAGCCCAAGAAGUCUUGGGAGAAUUGUGGAUGAAACCCAUUGAUAAAUCGUUAGACAUGAGUAAAAUUGGUGAUACGAGAUUCUUUUUACCGAGAUAUGGUAAAAGCAAAUUACCCAAGCUGAAUUCUGAAUUGGUAAAGACGGGAAUAAUGAUGCUUAUUACUACCCUUGUUGUGUUAUCGGAGAAUCACAUUAUGGAAUCACAAUUGAUUCGCAGUUUGAAAAGAUUUGGAAUAUCAGAGAGUGAGAAUUUCAAAAACACCAAUUUGAACAUGAAUUGGAAAGAGAUUUUGAAGGAGUUGGUGAGUCGAGACUACUUGAACCAAGUGCCCUUGGAUGCAAAAUCAUCUUCAACAACAACGACAACAUCGUCGUCUUCUUCUUCCAGUGAUAAGAUCUUUGCAAUAUCGUUAGGAAAGAGAAGUUUGAUUGAGUUUCCUCCACUGAGUGUUUAUGAAUACAUAAAGACGUUAUAUGGUUCUGAAUUCAAUGAAGUCAUAUCAUCUAGGACAAAAGUGACACUUGAGAGAGCAUACGGACUAGAUUGGAACGACGAAGAAGAAGAAGAGGGAGCAGAAGAAGAAGAUGACGGCCACGGGGCGAAAGAAGGGGUGCAGGGUGAGGUGGGGCCAGAGUAG
Lodderomyces theae is the source of this 1230-nucleotide messenger RNA. Its product is annotated as Smc5-Smc6 complex subunit. Lineage: Eukaryota; Fungi; Ascomycota; Pichiomycetes; Serinales; Debaryomycetaceae. Bases 1 to 1230 code for a protein of 409 amino acids. The transcript has a single exon. The record is from RefSeq and is a predicted model, not a curated record.